GUCGUGGACCACCAGCUUCUACGAGGGCGUGUCGCGGUACGUGGACUCCGUUGCCCUUCAGUACAAUGCUACGGAGAUGGUGGAUGGGUUCAGACGUUACCUGGUCAGGCCCUUGGAGUCUCAUUUUAUUAACAACGCCUCCUCUUCAUCCUCCGCCUCCGUGGUUUACGAGAAAGCGCCUCGCCGUCCUGCCCCUGGCAAGCUGAGGCGCCUCAUCUUCAGGUUCCGGGGUCAGGAGUGGAGGGUGAUCCGCGACGAGACGUACGGUCUGUUGGCGGAGUUUUUGUCCGUGAUCGCCACGGAGGACUUGGUGGAGAAGCUUAAAGGUUUCGCUCUUCAGAGCAUCGACGUGUCCAAACGUGUGUUUGCUAGCAGCACCAUGGUCGUGUCUGGGGGUGCGAACUUGGUGUUCAAGGCAGCCCUUUCAGUUAUUUCCGGGGCUGCUGGGCUGUUGAAUUUCGUUUCUCAGCUCACUGUUUUCUUCUGGCUUCUGUAUUACUUGAUCGCUUCAGAAUCGGGGGGCGUCAUGGAUCAUGUCCUUGAUAUGCUUCCGAUCUCAAAGGCGGCUAGGGUUCGAUGCGCAGAGGUUCUUGGUCAUGCUGUUAGUAGUGUCUUUUUGGCUACUGCUAAGGUGGCCCUGUUUCAAGGGGUUUUUACCUAUUUCUUGUUUAGGUUCUACCAAAUCCAUUUCCUCUAUGUUUCGACCUUCUUUGCUUGGAUGAGCGCUAUCUUGCCUAUAACCCCGCUUUGGCUGUCCUCAAUUCCUGCGGCAAUUCAGUUGGCUGUCGAAACGAGAUAUAUUGAAGCCGUGGUGUUGACUGCCGUCCAUCUCUUUAUUUUGGACUAUGGUACAACAGCUAUACAGUAUGAAAUACCUGGACAAAGUGCUUACUUGACGGGGCUUAGCAUUCUAGGUGGCAUGGCAUUGUUCCCCUCAGUUCUGGAGGGAGCAAUAAUGGGACCAUUGCUUAUGACAGUUAUGAUUGCACUGAAGAACUUGUAUGCUGAAUUUGUGCUCUUAUCUUCAAAGGAAAGUAGGUGAUACUUCUGGUAGUAUAUGGUAAACACAGGUGCAUGAGAUGUAUUUUCCCCCUAGCAAUGUUACUUUUUGUUGGCAUCCUCACUUAGUUUUUUAUCAUUAUUUAUUCAUCAUAUAUUUUUCCUAUCAAGCUCUGCUUUUAUUUAUUCAAACAUAUAUUUUCCUAGUGAGCCAAAAACUAUAGUCUUUAUUUUC
Messenger RNA from Asparagus officinalis (garden asparagus), 1234 nucleotides. Its product is annotated as transmembrane protein 245-like. The transcript is spliced from 2 exons. Bases 77 to 1042 code for a protein of 321 amino acids. Lineage: Eukaryota; Viridiplantae; Streptophyta; Magnoliopsida; Asparagales; Asparagaceae. The record is from RefSeq and is a predicted model, not a curated record.